UCUCCAACCUUCUCACAAUCUUACCACGUCAUCAAACUACUUCCAACAUUCACCUUUCAACCCACCAACAUGUUCUCAAAGCUUCAUCCAACACAACAACAACAACAACAACAACAGCAUCAACUUUUUCAAUUCUCCCGGGAAUGUCAAACGCCCGACGACCACCACGCCCGCCCCAACGCCGCCUCCGCCUCCGCCAGCGACGGGGCCACAAUUGAAGUGGUCAGGCGGCCCAGGGGCCGCCCUCCCGGCUCCAAAAACAAGCCCAAACCUCCGCUCGUUAUAACCCGGGAGCCCGAGCCCGCUAUGAGCCCAUUCAUUUUAGAAAUCCCGGGCGGGAGCGACGUGGUCGAGGCCCUGGCCCGGUUCAGCCGCAGAAAGAACACGGGCCUAUGCGUCCUGUCCGGUUCGGGAACCGUCGCCAACGUCACUCUCCGUCAACCCUCCGUCACUCCCGGCGCCACCGUCACUUUCCACGGCCGCUUCGAUGUCCUCUCCCUCUCCGCCACGCUCCUCCUCCAAGCCUCGCCGGCGAUCGCGCCCUCCGCCUUCGCCGUCUCGCUCGCCGGCCCGCAGGGCCAGAUCGUCGGCGGACUCGUCGUCGGGAGGCUCACCGCCGCCGGGACGGUGUUCGUGAUCGCCGCGUCGUUCAACAACCCGUCGUUUCACCGGCUGUCCUCGGAGGAGGAGGCGCAGAACAACUCGCCGUCCGGCGGCGGAGGCGAGUCUCCGGCGGUUUCGGGCGGCGGCGCGGAGAGCGGGCAUGUCCCCGCUGAGUCGUGUAUGUACAGCUGUCACCUUCCUUCGGAUGUGAUUUGGCCUCCUACCGCUAGAGCACCUUUCUGAUCAUAUCAAUUCUUAAUUCGACGUUGUUGUGAAUUUUGCUUCGUUAAUUGUUUGUUUUGUUCUCUUUCUUCAGUGGUCUAGUUGUAAUGGAAUGCUGCUGUUAGCUUAUUUAGCUCUAGUUCCCAAUAGAAAAUACCCGUUCAUUUAGAUUUUCAGUAAUACUUCUUGCAUUAUUUUUAUCCUUACUCUCUUUCUUGCUAGCUGUCAUUAUCGUUUUGCUUCACACACAAGUUAAUUCUAUAUGAUUCAAUUUGUUAAAACUUCA
Molecule: messenger RNA, 1111 nt
Organism: Cajanus cajan (pigeon pea)
Lineage: Eukaryota; Viridiplantae; Streptophyta; Magnoliopsida; Fabales; Fabaceae
Product: AT-hook motif nuclear-localized protein 28
Cellular component (GO): nucleus
Molecular function (GO): DNA-binding transcription factor activity; minor groove of adenine-thymine-rich DNA binding
Source: RefSeq, a predicted model, not a curated record